Cimex lectularius (bed bug) is the source of this 2446-nucleotide messenger RNA. RefSeq lists its product as uncharacterized. Lineage: Eukaryota; Metazoa; Arthropoda; Insecta; Hemiptera; Cimicidae. The record is from RefSeq and is a predicted model, not a curated record. Gene Ontology annotation, cellular component: transcription regulator complex; nucleus. The transcript is spliced from 2 exons. The coding region runs from base 287 to 1087 and encodes 266 amino acids. Gene Ontology annotation, biological process: regulation of transcription by RNA polymerase II.
UGUAGUCGGAAUGUUUAUCGAUUAAAUCGAAACUGAAGUUCUGUGAGGCCGAUUUGAGAGGCGUACAACCUCCCAGCAUCGAGCUCAUGUUUUUAUUUUCUUUGUUGUAUAAACAAAUAGUUUUCCUUUUCCCUAAAUGAAUUUUCCGAGGGUACUAUUGAGCGGAAACGAGACGUUUCGGAGCUCGGAGCGUGCCGAAAUUGAAACUGUUCGUUAAUUAAAAUGUUUUACCCUUGAAAAUUGUAAACACGACAUAUCCUCGGAUUAUGCUGAUCUGAAGAGAAGGAUGGAAGACCUGUUGAUAAGCGAGGUGAGCAAUUACCCGAGCCUGUACGACCAGAGCCUCGACACUUACAAAGAUAGCGAAUUGAAGAACAAGAUUUGGGGCCAGAUCACUGCUCACAUACUCGGAGGAUCAGAUGCUGACUCUGUUGAGAAAGUGAAGACACGAUGGAAAAGUCUUAGAGAUAGUUUUCUGAGGAAUUUGAAAAAAGCCGGAGUCCAAGGGAACAAAAAGAUCAAACCGUGGAAAUAUUCAGAUCAGAUGCAGUUUCUCCUUCCAUAUAUCGGGAGCAAGGGUACAGCAUCGGUGAAAGAAGAGCUUGGUUACGAUGAUUCUGCAGGAACCAUGAAUGGUGACACGUCGCAAGAUUUUGCCGAAAUGUUGGUCGAAUCGGACCAUGUGCAAAACGGUAUCGACGAAAGAUUGCACAAAAAAAGGGUAUCUGUGAAUGAAAGGACUGUGAAACGUUUAAAGAACCAUGUCACAGGUUCGAAUUACAUGAAACCCUUUCUCAGUUGCCAGAACGACCCGAUUGAUUCUUUCUUUCUUGGUAUCGCCCAGACUGUCAAGAAGCUUUCACCUUUCAACCAGGCCUUUAUUAAGAAAGCGAUAGCGAAUCUCGUCAUCGAUACUGAAAUUAAUGAACUGGAAGAUUCGAAUGGUUGGCAGCAGAGGAGUCCGCCUGGGGAGUACCCGCAGAGUAUUUAUGAGCCAACUGUUGAAAUGAAAGUGCCCACAGAGAAAAUUGUACAUUCCUCUUCCUCGACAUCCCUUUCGUCAUAUUCAAUGGAAUCGGAUACAUAAUUCAAUCAAUCAACUAUUAAAUUUCAAAAAUGAAAAAUUUAAAUUUAAAAAUUAAAUUGUAUAUAUUCAUUGUACAAUCAUUUUAUUAUUAAUUUUUUAUGUAAACUUUUUUUAAUCUUAGGAAUAAAAUUAGGAAUCUCGAAUUGAAUAAAUUAAAUAUGUUAUAUGUUUAUAAAAGAAUUAAUGUUAAGCAUCCUUUCAGUCUGUCCCCGAGGUGAUCUAUUAUAUUGAUUCUAUUUCUAAAUACUCAUUUUUAAAAUUAAUGUUAUUUUUAAUGGUUUAAAUAAGUUUUGUUUGAUUGUUUUAAUGCUGAAUUAGGUUAUCAAUAUGAUGGCUGUUGAUAUAGUUAAACCGAAUCUGUUGAUAUAUCUCAGAUAAAAAUUUGAAGGACAAAAAUCAGUAUUAGAACUAAAAACUUAAUUAAAAUUGUGAUAUUUGUAAUUAAUUUAAGAGUACACUCUUUUUCUCUAGAAUUGAUUUAUUAAAAACUUUUCCCUGCCAAAUAAUUUUUUAGUAAAGAGACGUCCGUUUGAUUAAUUAAUUUGUGAAAUUGGUUAUGCCAUUGCAAAGUGAAGUUUUUAUUUACAGAUGGCAGUGUGGUUGAUCAAAAUUAAAUUAACGUUAUUGUUACUGUUUUUUAUUGUCAAAAAACUCUACUUUACAAUGAGCUCAUAAUGAAGGAAUGUUUCUGACCAUGGAAAUGUAAAUAAAUAUAUACAAUUUUAUAAAUAUAAAGUGUUAAUAAUAAUUUUAAAGUUAAUUAAAUUAAUAGAAAUUUGAACCUUACAAAGCUGAUAUUAAAUGUGAGGAAACUCAUUCUUAUUCUCUUCAAAAAUUUUGUUUGUUAAAAGUAUUGUAUGCCAUAAAAAUGAAAAUGAAAAAUAAUUUCUCUUUAUGGAAAGUCAACUAUUUUUAUAACUUUUUGUAAUAUUUAAAUGUUCAUGUGAUGUUUUACUGAUGUGACUUUUUAUUUUUAUUUUGCACCAAUAAUCUAAAAAUCUUUCUAAGUAGAAGUUGCUCUCAAGUUUUAUAGAAGAGACUAUUCUGUUAGUCUUUAAGGUAUUGUUGUUGUUGGUUUAAUUUGUAUUCUCCAUAAAACACAUCAACACUAUAAACACUAAAUAUCAUUUUUCAACGUAGAGUGUGAAAUAUUUUUAAUUUAGUACUUUUUUCAGACCUGACAUUACACAACAUGUGUUAAGAACAUGUUGAUACUAUAGUGUAACAAACUGAAUUAAUUAGAUAAUCGAUGUUUAUAAUAGUUAUUAUUUAGUUUUAUUCAUCUUCAUCAGUGAAUAGGUUUUGUAAUGAUGAUGCUUAAAAUUUGUUUAAUUUUAAUAUUGUCUUGUGUUCUGUUAA